UGAACGGAGCCGCCGUUCCUCUGCCCGGCCGUCGUCGUCCUCCCCCUCCGACUGAAAUCCCUCCCCUCCACACAAUCUUCCAGCGAUUCCUCUCGGUUGCUUCCGCUACCCUCACUCACUCCUCUGCGCGGCCCUCGCCCCCACCAAUUAAUGGCUUCGUCCACGCUCGCCGCAGCCAGCUGCUUCGCGGCCGAGGGCGCCACCUGCACGCCGACCGGCAUGCAAGAUCUGCGGCGACCACGAUGCGUCUCUCCUCCUGCUGCUUCUGCUGCUGCUUCCGCCUCGUCCCAAGCGAGAAAAUGUAAGGUCUCGACCAAAUAAUUGAUGUUUGGACCGGUGUGUAUUGGCAUCAGUUGCUUCAUUUCUGUUGGAGGAGUGGAUGUGUCGACCGGUGUGUCCUUAAGCCAGAAGAAGACCACCAUUUGUGUUGUUUUAUCCUAGUGUUUCAAGAAACAAGUAGCUACUACGCGAUGUUCACAAUAUAUGCUCCCGUCAAAUAUGAUAUUUGAUACAAUGCAUAGAUACAUUGAUUCCUUUUACAAGAGGUUGUGUCUAAACAAUAUAUAUGUGCUGUGUUGGGCAUGUCAGCAGACUUAAUCUAUUUAGUUUGCAGGUAUCUGUGAAAACAAUAACUCUUUGUAGGGGGUCUCACGUGUCCCCAUGGAAUCUCGAGGUAAACAAUACUAAUAGAGUAGACCGAGAAAGCUUGUUAAUCUUUUCAUUUGUACGGGCAAGUGUUAUUACUUUACUUAAUCUAUUAUUGGCACUGACGAAAGCUACCAGUUAAUUAAACAGCGAUGCCACUAAGCAGCCAGCAAGUGGGCAACUUGCUAAUUUCUUUCACAAGACUCGAGGCUGCCUUUGUAGACUCUGCUAGCCAGAGAGUCCGCAUCUUUUUCCGCAGGCUCCAAAAGUAGUAUCCAACCACUAUUUGCUCUUGCUUGGUUCCAAUAUGCUGCCGAUAGAUCUGGCAAAGUUUCAUGUUGGUCGCUUUUGUUAGUUGUUCAUGUUGCUCCACAGACCACUUAUGAUUGAACUGAUCCUGCGCCGCUCUCCGAGAUCUCGCAGCACUCUCAGCAGUGGCUUAUCAGUUUUGUUACCGGCAUGUAUUCAGGUGUAGCAGCAGGGUUCUCUCUUGGUGAUUGACUGAUAAUCUUCUAUUAUCUAUUUUUAAAUCUGGCUUGGGCUCAAUCUUACGAGAUCUUAAGAGUAGCGAUGGGCUGACCAUUGGAGUAAACUGUGUCUUCAAAAUGAUAACUAUUGAAUUUUAUUAUUGACGAUUUUUCCUUGCUGGAAGACUAGUUUGCAAGCCUUCACUUUUUGCCAUCUACGGAACAAGUCACCCUGGUAUUUUUUGGUGAUCUACCCCCUGUGCGCGCAAUUUCAUAUGUUUGAUGGCAGCCGUUCUAGCAUCUCUGCUUGGAUCAUGUGCCAAUAAGUUGAAAGAUAUCAUUAUUGAUGAGGCCAUACUAAUCUUAGGGGUGGAAAAGGAGCUCGCAGAAGUGCUGCGACGAGUAGAACUAAUACAGUGUUGCAUAUAUGAUGCUGAGAAAAGGAGGACAAAAGAGCAAGCAGUAAACAAUUGGCUUGGUCAACUGAGAGAUGUUAUAUAUGAUGUUGAUGAAAUCUUGGAUGUGGCUAGAUGUAAAGGAAGCAAGCUACUUGCUGACCACCCUUCACCAUCAUCAGGCAAAUCAGUUGCAUGUAAAGGCCUUUCAGUUUCCUCUUGUUUUUGCAACAUAGUGCCACGCCGUGAUGUUGCUGUUCGGAUUAGAAGCCUGAACAAAAAGAUUGAGAGCAUUGCAAAUGACAAGAUAUUUUUGACUUUCAACUGUGGUACACAACCUACUCGAAAUGGUCCAACAUCCAAACUGAUAAGAAGUUCCAAUCUUGUUGAGCCCAACCUUGUGGGGAAGGAGAUCAUACAUUCUAGCAGGAAGUUGGUGGAUUUAGUGCUUGCACACAAGGAAUACAAGUCUUACAAGCUCGGUAUCGUUGGAACUGGAGGAGUUGGUAAGACAACACUAGCUCAAAAAAUAUACAAUGAUCAGAAAAUAAAAGGAAGCUUCAAGAUGCACGCAUGGAUUUCUGUUUCGCAAGACUACAGUGAAGUAACUCUUUUGAAAGAGGUCCUCCGGAAUAUUGGUGUGCAUAGUGAGCAAGGAGAAAGCAUAACAGAGCUACAGAGAAAUCUUGCACAAAUAAUUAAAGGCGAGAGUUUCUUUCUCGUUCUUGAUGAUGUGUGGCAUUCCAAUGUAUGGACAGAUUUACUGAGACCUGCAUUUCACGAAACAAGUGUCGGAAUAAUAUUGGUAACCACACGAGAUUAUCAAAUUACAAAGAGAAUAGGUAUAGACCAUACCCAUCAAAUUGAUCUCAUGGCAGUAGAAGUGGGAUGGGAGCUACUUUGGAAGAGCAUGAACAUCGAGGAAGAAAAGGAAGUGCAGAAUUUAAGAAAAAUAGGGAUUGAGAUUGUUCAUAAGUGUGGUCGCCUUCCUCUUGCAAUCAAGGUUACCGCUAGUGCUUUGUCAAGCAGAGAACUAACAGAGAAUGAGUGGAAAAGGUAUUUGGGUAGAUUUAUUGGCUCUCAGAGCAUCCUCUUGGAUGAAAUAGAAGAAGCUUUGUAUCUAAGCUAUGAUGAGUUACCGCAUCGUUUGAAGCAGUGUUUCCUUUAUUGUGCUUUGUAUGUUGAAGAUUCUGUCAUUGAACGUGAUGAAGUUACCUGGUUAUGGAUUGCUGAAGGCUUCAUCGAGGAGCGGCAAGGUCAUCGAGGAGUUUUAUUUUCUUCCUAGGGAAGUGUUCCAUGCCCUUCUUUAAUUGAAAUUGGAAUCUAAUAUUCCCUUCCUUCAUAUUAAUAAUUGC
Molecule: messenger RNA, 2862 nt
Organism: Triticum aestivum (bread wheat)
Lineage: Eukaryota; Viridiplantae; Streptophyta; Magnoliopsida; Poales; Poaceae
Product: putative disease resistance protein RGA3
Exons: 5
Coding region: 1395-2792 (465 amino acids)
Biological process (GO): defense response to other organism
Molecular function (GO): ADP binding
Source: RefSeq, a predicted model, not a curated record